GAUACACAUAAAGGGCUCGAGAAGCACUCGUCGGGCCAAUCCAUUUAUUAAAACUCUCGAGAAUUUCAAGCAAAAGCAAACAAAAAACUGCAGACUUAUCUGAGAGAUAACAACAUUUGUAAUGGGUUCAUCUCAAUCUCACGAAAGCAGAACCCGCUCCGAUUCAUAUAGCAACCUCAAACUCCUCCCAACCGCGCAACCUUCAUCAUCGUACCGCCUGCGGACACGAAUUCGGGACGGGUCAGAGAUAGCUCGAGGAUUGCGAAAUAUAGUUUUGAGAAUUGGGAGUCUCAGGUUCAGGCCUCUACUGGCAAGAGACCGGAGGGUGGAAAGUUGCAGAACUAAGUUUCUCACGAGAAGAAGGAAAGAAGCGACACGAACUCAUCACGACAACCUCAACUCGACCUCACUCAUCAAGCACUCCUCAAUCAACCCUCUCCACUCCCCUCACGACACGACACUUCGACAAACAGAAACAAUGCCACCCAUACCACGACCCGCGCUGCUCUCGCGCGCAGCAAAAUCCGUCUCCGUCCCUACAACUCGCACAGCAACGAGAGCAUUCUCCUCGACGCAGAACGUCAAGGCGGCGGACCAUGCACACGAGGACCAUUAUGAUCCGCCGAGCGGAUGGCUUUUUGGGGUGAAGCCGGGGGAGAAGGCGGAGAAGGAGGGGUGGGAGACGAUUUGGGUUUGGGGGUUCUUUGGGAGUCUGGGGUUGGGUGCUGUGGCGUAUGCUUUUAAGCCUGAUACUUCGAUACAAACUUGGGCUCUCGAGGAAGCACGAAGACGGUUAGAAGUUGAAGGGAUCUUGAAGGAGCCGGAGGACAAGUCAUAGACCACACACACAUGGCGAUUUCACGGUUCGAGGUUCAUGGUCAUAGAUUGGGCAACUGGUUUCUUGGUUGCAUGGACUGUACAUAUUGUAGCUGAGCAGAAAGAAAGGCAGGAUGGGAUGGAUGCUAUUGAGUGCGCUCAUAGACGACGAUCUGUUUUCUCGCUUUACUUCUUUUCAAUGGAUCGAUGCAUAUUGGAGAUGUCCGAAGUCGCUGUGAGUAGAAGGGUGGGAAGCGAGGUGAGUCAGAUUCGAGGGUCCUUGGCUGUUAUGCCGAUCCGUUGGAGAUUUACUACUUUCAUCACCACACCUGCCAUUGGAAUUCUUCAGACGACGCAAUUGCUCGCUUUGAUUUCUUCAGCUCGUCUAUUUUUG
Messenger RNA from Mollisia scopiformis, 1210 nucleotides. RefSeq lists its product as uncharacterized. The transcript has 3 exons. The record is from RefSeq and is a predicted model, not a curated record. NCBI's taxonomy places the organism in Eukaryota, Fungi, Ascomycota, Leotiomycetes, Helotiales, Mollisiaceae. Bases 122 to 838 code for a protein of 238 amino acids.